AUGGAUUCAGACAAGACGCCCGAGAACGCCCCCAUGCCUCCCGAGGAGAACCAGAUCAACGAGUCUUACUGGCCAACCCUUCGGAAGAUUCUCGAGGAAGAUCCCUCAGGGAUGGAUCGGCUGAGCCUAGAAUGCAUGAUGUGCAAGUCUCCCAUGUCAACCAAGGAGAACGAGCAUGUCAAGGAUGAAAACGGGGGUGAUCAUAGAGCAAUUAUCCUUCUAUGCGGCCACCUAAUCGGCUUUAGUUGCUUGGCCGACCAUCUCAUGUACCGUAAAACUCAUGGUCUUCCUCCUGGAUGCCCCCUCAACACGUGCAAGCCGUCAUUCCACCCAGUGUGCGGAUGCUUUUUUAUGGGCUGGCCAUUUCCCGAGAAGGCGGAAGACGUUGGCGUCUGCAAGCGCACUGCCUCCGAGGGUCUGAAACUGAAGCCCAAAUGCUACACGUGCACAUCCGAUGAUGUGCUGCAGAGCUUGACGCUCCUCACCGGCGCACUCGAAGGGAAGAUGCUUGAGGAUCUGGAAUCGUUCAAGCUCGCCUAUCGGAUCCAGAUCAAAAACAAGAUCUAUGGGGCUUUUGAUGGAGAUGAGCGUGAAAAGUCUAGCCUGGCCACUCUCUACUACUGCCCUAGCCCGUCUAUAGGAGAGGGAGACUUCAAGGUUCGCCUUUUCGAGUACAGCGGUCCUAUCGAAAUGAUUGCGGUGGACUAA
Fusarium vanettenii 77-13-4 is the source of this 708-nucleotide messenger RNA. RefSeq lists its product as uncharacterized. Lineage: Eukaryota; Fungi; Ascomycota; Sordariomycetes; Hypocreales; Nectriaceae. The record is from RefSeq and is a predicted model, not a curated record. The coding region runs from base 1 to 708 and encodes 235 amino acids. The transcript has 4 exons.